AUGGAAACAAAACCGAGCUCUUCGAAAACUAACUUGGAAUUUCUCAACGAAAUCGAGACGCGGGAUAUGUACGCAGAGCCCAAGCACUACGUCUUCCUGGCCUGGCCACUCAAAACAAUGCUCACCGAUGCCGCUAUGGCGAAGUGCUUCGCUGACAUUAUUCAGCCAUCCAAGCCGGACACAUUUCUCUGUCACUGGGUGAAUGAGGAGUAUCUCAAGCAUUUUGCGUGGAAAGAGAAGACCCUAUCGCCAUGGGAAGACAGCCCAAAGCUGGUAAUGCUUCUCACACGCCUGGAAGCCGCUCGACUUGGGGGUUGGUGUCAGCAUCAAAAUGUCUCCAAGGCACCUGGAUUCGAGGCGUACACUCCAAGAUUAGUUAAAGAGUUCCAGGAGAUGGCGGAGGCUAAAUAUGGCAUAACCGGUGGUAACAGGGCCCUGUACUUGGGUCUUGGCGUACUCUCGUACGAAGUUGGAGGUGAUCAGUACAAAUGGCCACGACAUUUCCUGGGAUGCCCGCAGGAAUUGGGCGUAACGUGGACAUCAUCGGGCUGUCAGUUCUGGAGAAAGGAGGCUCCCCAACAGACUCGACUGACGCAGAUGCUACUCCAGGAGCACAAUCUGAAGCCCUCAAAUACGGGACUUUCGGCUGCGCAGCAGACUCAAGGCCAGGCCAUCUCCGGGAACAUACAAUCUGACAUGGCCAAUUUAAGAAAAGGGCUUCCUUCGCCUUCGGCAGUCUUACCGAGGGUACUGGACCUCAACGUCCACGGUGAGAACGGCCAAACACAGAUGCCUAUGCAUCUUGGUAUCAUACAACACGGACUCCAGCAGACAUUCCCCGCGAUUUCAGUUGGUCAGCAAAUCACCAUCGAUCAGCCAAGAGGCCUGAAGCGGGAGAGAGACAAGAUGGUGACGGGGAUCAAGGCAAAGCCUGGUCAUGAGGAAGCACAGGACCCUCCUCGAAAACGCCGUGAGAUUUGA
Colletotrichum tamarilloi is the source of this 981-nucleotide messenger RNA. RefSeq lists its product as uncharacterized. The transcript has a single exon. NCBI's taxonomy places the organism in Eukaryota, Fungi, Ascomycota, Sordariomycetes, Glomerellales, Glomerellaceae. Bases 1 to 981 code for a protein of 326 amino acids. The record is from RefSeq and is a predicted model, not a curated record.